AUGCAUAAAACUUAUUCUUUAAGAAAUGCUAGACAGCCAACAGCUGCUCAAUUACAAUCACCACCUCCUCCUCCAUCCACAACAAAAUCUCGUUUUUUCGGUAGAGCAGGUCUUGCUGCUUCAUUCCGUAAAAGUGCAGCAGGUUCAUUUGGUCCAGAGUUAGCAAGAAAAUUAUCACAAUUAGUUAAAACUGAAAAAAAUGUCUUAUGUUCAAUGGAAAUUGUUACUAAUGAACGUCGUGCCGCUGCAAGACAACUAUCUCUUUGGGGUUCAGAUAACGAUGACGAUGUUUCUGAUGUUACAGAUAAAUUAGGUGUCUUAUUGUUUGAAUUAGGUGAAUUACAAGAUCAAUUUAUUGAUAAAUACGAUCAAUAUCGUGUUACAAUGAAAUCUAUUCGUAAUAUUGAAGCUUCAGUACAACCAUCAAGAGAUCGUAAAGAUAAAAUUACAGAUGAAAUUGCUCAUUUAAAAUAUAAGGAUCCUGUCUCUACAAAGAUUCCUGUAUUGGAACAAGAAUUAGUUAGAGCUGAAGCUGAAUCCUUAGUUGCAGAAGCUCAAUUAUCUAAUAUUACUAGAGAAAAAUUAAAAGCUGCUUAUAAUUAUCAAUUUGAUUCUAUGAGAGAAAUGGCUGAAAAAUUUGCUUUAGUCGCAGGUUAUGGUAAAGCUCUAUUAGAAUUAUUAGAUGAUGCUCCAGUCACCCCAGGUGAAAUUAGACCAACUUAUGAUGGUUAUGAUGCAUCAAGACAAAUCAUUAUGGAUGCAGAAGCAGCUUUAGAGGCAUGGACUUUAGAUUUUGCUGUUGUCAAACCAACUUUAUCCUUCCAUCAAACUAUUGAUGACGUUUAUCAAACUAUGCCUGAAGAUGAAAUUGAAGAUGAUUUAGUAGAAGACGCUGAAGUCAUUGAAGAUGUCUUGGAGGAUGAAGAACAUCCAGAGGAAGAACAAUAUUGA
Molecule: messenger RNA, 951 nt
Organism: Maudiozyma saulgeensis
Lineage: Eukaryota; Fungi; Ascomycota; Saccharomycetes; Saccharomycetales; Saccharomycetaceae
Source: the annotation of a GenBank genome assembly